AUGUCAUCGUCAACAGCUGGUCCGGAUGAGCGACGAAGUGCCAAAAACUUGGUGAAAGACAUUGCCAAAGAACAUGGAUACAUCGGCGAAGAGAUUUUGCUGGGUAUUCCAGAAGACAGACGCAGGAUGAUCGAGGAUGCUCUUCUCAAGAAGGAUCAGAUGAUCGGAUCUUCCGUCAUCACGCUAGCGAAGAAUCUCUACUCAAGCAAGGCCCGAUUCGUCUUCGAGCUCCUUCAAAACGCCGACGACAACCAGUACACCAAAGCUGCCGCUGAAGGCUCGGUGCCCUUUGUUCGCUUUACGGUCUUUCCCCGAAAGAUUGUCCUCGAAUGCAACGAAGAUGGUUUCACCCCUCAAAACUUGACAGCUAUCUGCUCGAUUGGAAAGAGCUCCAAGACCGGGGCUCACGGGUACAUUGGAGAAAAGGGUAUUGGCUUCAAGUCCGUCUUCAUGGUGGCCUGGAAAGUUCACAUCCAAUCGGGGCCCUUCUCGUUCUCUUUCAGGCACAAAAAUGGUGAUUCGGGGAUGGGCAUGAUUUCACCCGUAUGGGAGGACAUCGAAGAGGAGUUGGAGUCGCCAUUAACAAGAAUCACUCUCCAUCUCCACGAAACUGGCGACAAAGGGGCAAUCCGAGCGCAGUUCGAAGAACUGCAAGAGACGGUUCUAAUGUUCUUAAGAAACAUUCGAAAGGUCGUCGUCAGGUUCUACGACCAGGAUGGACAACAACUGUCUUCAGUCACACAUACGCUCACUUAUCCGCAAGAACACCGGGCCAGACUGCAACGAGUCGAAGUCGUCAACGGAAAGUCAGAGGAACAGAUCACGCAUUUCCAUAUAACACGUCACGAUGCAGAUGGCCUUUCCCGGAACGAGAGCAGGACUUACUCCGAUGCAGAAGAAGCUUCUCGGGCAUAUGAAAAGUCCGAAAUCGUCCUCGCAUUCCCGCUUUCGCAUAGUUCGGCGCCCAUAAUAGAGCCUCAAGACGUUUUUGCAUUCCUCCCUGUGAGGAAAGUUGGGUUCAAUUUUCUCAUCCAGGCCGACUUCGUCACAACUGCCAACAGACAGGAUAUCGUCGGGGAUUCUUCUCGAAACUUGAGCCUCAUCCCAGAAAUCGCGAACGCGUUCAUAAUUGCAGCAUCGCAGUUCUGCGAAUACGCCACCUUGCGGUACGAAUGGCUAAAGUACUUGCCAGAUCGUCAAGACAACUCUCGAGCGAAAAUUUGGGAUGACUUAGUCGAUGCUAUCUCUGGAAAUCUGAUCGAUGCAAAAGUGUUUUACGACAACAAAAGUCUAGCAUUGCGAGAUCUAUCAGACCUUUAUCGUCCAGAGGAAGCCCACUUCGACGAAUACGGGGAGCUUCUCUUGGACGAUGGUAGCCCGGGACAGGUAAUCUCGCGACACUACAGCAAAGUAGCCCUCGAUACUCUAGACGACUACGAGAGUCUUACGUCCAUAGGUCUCCCGCAGGUCAGCAGGUGGUUGGAAGCAGAUCUCAGAGAUUCAGCGUCAUCACGUAUGAAGUCGCCAGAAACCACAAAAGACUGGCAUGAGCGCACAGCAAGGCUUCUGAACUCUGCCUUGGCCUACAGUCUCCUCUUGUAUGGAAGAUCCAGGAAUGAGAUAUCGGAGCUCAAAGCAAUGGAUCUCAUACCCCUUCAAGACGGAUCCUGGGUCUCUGCUGCGCCGCCAGCGAACAUUUACUUUUCUCAAGUCCGCGGCCUGAAUAUACCUUCCACCUUGGGCUUAAGGCUAGUUUCGAGAAAGGUGGUAAGUCCUCAACGACUGAAACUGUUCAAGUCUCUGGGCGUCAAGACCGCUUCGAUCAGCCGUGUGCGAAAGACAAUCGUAAAUGAUUACGAUCCAGACGAUGACGUGAUGGGACAUCUCACCACCGAAACCUCAAGAGACCACCUGGAAUUUCUCUAUCUAACUGAGAACCUGACGGACGAGAAACUUUCGUACCCGGACAUCCUUGUUUGCGACGACGUUGGACUGCUUUGUCAUCCGCAGCACGCGUACUUCAACAAUCAUGACACCGAGGUUCUCAAAUCCACACCCCCUGGUCCAAAUCCUGGAGAUGGAGCACCAGGGUACUUUUUCAAAGCAUUUCUCGACAAUGCAUACUUUGAUGACCAGCCGGAUACUCCAGACAACCAAACGAUGACAUGGUACGAAUGGUUCAGCAAAAGAUUGAAAGUCAUGACGAACGUCAAACUUCCAUCAAGGGAUGGGAUAUUGCCAAUGGAUUUGAAGUAUGUUCAUGAAUACAGACCGGAGAAGUUCUUGAGUUGUCUCGUUGAAGGUUACGCCGCAUCUCACGGCCUCGAGGAUCUAACGCUUGAGGGCAUCGGCAGACUUCGAGGGACAGAUGUUCUUUGCGUAGGAAACCAUCUGCGUCCCCUCGAGGACACUUACUUUCCUGCGCGACCGCUGAAAAGUCUCCUCGCAAGAUAUGUCGAUGAAGACACCGUUUUCCCUUGGCUUUGGCUUGACUCCGAAGAGAUUUACGAGACUCCUCCACCAAAUUGGAAAAGAUUUCUUUCAAGACUUGGAGUCGGCUUAUGCGAAGACCACCUGAAGUUUGCACUCGACAUGCUCGAAUACUCUGUUGGCGCUUUGUCGCAAGACCCCGUGGCUUCUGCAAGGUUAUUCGCAUUAUAUCAAUACGUACAGACGCAAUAUCAAGGAUCUGAUAAUCGGGUUGAAGCUGCGGACAAGAUAAGGGACGUCUUUUUAACACAGAAAUGCAUCUAUAUACCACUUCAAGAUGGCAAAUGCAAAUGGGUGCUCCCUGACGAGUGUGUCUGGAGCGCGCCCUUCGAUAUGGAGGGCAAAUUUGCCCUGGAGCGGCUAUAUGAGCCUUGGCUGAGCGUCGACCACGUUACAAGCUCCGUCUGUAUGAACUUGUUCAAAACCACGAUCGGCGUCGAAGACUGCAACUGGAGCAUCCUUGUCGACGAGCUGAGAACGCUCAAAAGAAUGGGUUGCGAUGACAUUGAUAGGAUCAGAAACAUCUACCAGGCUUUGGAUGAUCUAACAAGUACCCUCCUCUCAGUUGACAUGGAAGAACUGCGCAAUUCUCACUCCUACAUCAGUGGUGAGAUUUCCCCGCGAACACAGAUUGCAACUCCUUGCGAAAGCAACAACAUGGCUUCCGAGGCAGCAAAGCUCGCAAUUCUCAUCGACGCAGACAAUGUGCGGCCCUCGGUGGCUGGUCCAUUGCUCGCCGAAGUCGCCAAAUACGGUACUGCCUUCGUGAGACGAGCCUAUGGUGACUGGACCGGGACCAGCCUCAAGGGCUGGAAGGACCAGCUCCUCACACAGUCGAUCCAGCCCGUCCAGCAGUUCGCAUACACUCAAGGAAAGAACGCGACGGACUCUGCCAUGAUCAUAGACGCCAUGGAUCUACUCUACACCAAACGCUUUGACGGCUUCUGCCUCGUUUCCAGCGACAGUGACUUCACUCGUCUGGCUUCUCGGAUACGCGAGUCCGGCCUCGUUGUGUAUGGUUUUGGAGAGCACAAGACGCCUAAGCCCUUCGUCUCGGCAUGCGACAAGUUCAUCUACUUCGAGAACAUCAUCCACGAUGAGCAAAUCGCAGUUCCGCCUGUAAGCCCCGUCGUCAGCAGCCCGCCGCCGCAAGAGCGACCGCAGUCUACCCUGGUUAAGAGUGACUACGGCCUGAAGAAUUUGCUGCGAAAGGCAGUUGAAGCAACGUCAGACGAAGAUGGCUGGGCGAACUUGGCCAAAGUCGGCGCGCUCAUCACCAAACGGCAUCCCGAUUUCGACCCUCGCACGUUUGGAUACCUCAAGUUGGGCGAUUUGGUUACCGACACUGAUCUUUUUGAUAUCGAUCGUCGGAGACCUGGAGAGGGAAAGGCAAUAGUGAUGUAUGCGCGCGAUAAGCGCUCAAAGCGUGUGAACGAGCCUUGGCGGCCAACUCAGUUGAUAUGA
Molecule: messenger RNA, 3954 nt
Organism: Colletotrichum karsti
Lineage: Eukaryota; Fungi; Ascomycota; Sordariomycetes; Glomerellales; Glomerellaceae
Product: ino80 chromatin remodeling complex protein
Exons: 4
Coding region: 1-3954 (1317 amino acids)
Molecular function (GO): RNA nuclease activity
Source: RefSeq, a predicted model, not a curated record